This is a messenger RNA of Brienomyrus brachyistius, 2782 nucleotides long. RefSeq lists its product as uncharacterized. The record is from RefSeq and is a predicted model, not a curated record. Lineage: Eukaryota; Metazoa; Chordata; Actinopteri; Osteoglossiformes; Mormyridae. The coding region runs from base 80 to 2092 and encodes 670 amino acids. The transcript has 20 exons.
UCCGCCCUUUCGCAGAAGCGAAUUUGCCUGCAGUUUUUAUAAACAGUUAAGAAAAAAGUAAUCAGCACCUAAAUGGAAAAUGAAGACGGAAAGUCUCACUAUUAUAUUAAUCUUGUUCAAGUUCGUCAAUAACUCUGAUGGGUGGCUGUUGGUGACGGGUGCAGAUGAGCCUGUCUAUGCACAUGUUGGAGAGGAUGUGACUCUCAGCUGCUCUGUGGACACCCAUGUUAAUGUGGCAGAGAUUCAGGUGGAAUGGAUAAAGACAGACGAUGACGGUGACAUCAUGGUGCUUCUGUUCGCUGAUGGAGAGAACAGACCAGAGUCACAGGAUGGGAGAUACUCUGGAAGAGCUGAAUUCUUCACUGAGGAAAUUCCCAAAGGAAACUUCUCAAUGAAACUGAGGAAAGUCAGGCUGGAAGACAAAGGAGAGUUCAGGUGUGAAGUCCACUCAGAUACUGAUUCUGCCAAUACAACUGCCAGGAUAGCAGCACUGGGUUAUUCAUCCCUGCAUUGGCUGAUUCUGGGGCUGUGCAUCGCUGUCACACCUGUAGUCCUACUUAGUGGUGCCUUCUCUGUCUGGCAUUGUAUAAUGGAAGAUAAACGCAAACAGGCUCUGCUGAGUCACUGUUCACAUGUCACAGUUCCGCCAAUCAUGGUGUCCGCAGCGUUCAUCCUGUGGGGUGUAACUGAAGGAUCUGCAGGAGAGGCUGUUACUUGUGUUGUCAUCAGUCUGUUGAACAUCCUGCUGCUAUUUAUUAUGGCUCCAUAUGUGGUCUCAACAGAAGCAAUUGGGGAGAUGAAAUACGUGACUGUGUCUUUAGGAAACAUCUUCGUUAUCACAGUUGUAUGUGUAGGUUCUCUCAUCGAGUUUUCAACAAAAUAUUCACCAACUACAACUGACACAGCACUGUUUGGAUUCACUUUGGGUGGCAUCAUACUUGUGUUCAUCAUUUUUGUUAUAAUUCGAAUUAUCCGCUAUGUGCGUCAGGGACUUGGUACCAAAAUGGAAAUACGUGGCACCAUAGCAAAAAUAACUGGAAUUAUAAUUCUCAUCAUCAUGGUUGUAUCCAUAGGUGCUGUCAUUUUUAUCCUGGCAAAAAAUCACUCAGCUAGGAAAGAACAAUUUGGAACAUUUUUAUAUAUGUUAAUGAUUCCUAUCUGCAUGAUUUUAUUCCCAAUUAUCAUGAGUGUAUUUUGGAUAUUACUUUCCCUAAAGACAACUGGGGAAUUAGGACUCAGAGACAUUCUUAAAAUCUGGGCAUAUUUCAUCUAUAAUCGCAAACUGUUUAACAUACUGAUCCUUGCUAUUUAUACCCAACUCUUUGCCUGGAUGCAAAACACAUUCAUUUUAGGAUAUUCAAUUCCGAUUGCAGUAGCUGCUUUGGGAAUCUGUGCCUGCAUUUCUGUCAAGUAUUUUUUCUGGUAUCUUGUCGUACUUAAGCGCGUUAACACGUCCUUGAAGGGGAUUUACUAUUUUGCUCAGAAAAUCCUUCUGGGGAUUUUCUUCCUACUUCACCUGAUAUUAAGUUUCUUGUAUCUAAGUGUGAUUAUAGAAAAUGACAGAGGACGACCUGUAAAGAUGUGCGAGUUUGUGUUCAUCAACAUUCUAACUCUUACAUCGUGUUUUCAAGACUGGAAACGGGAGAAAUCUGUUGCCAAACCACGUAAAUUUCUAUAUUUCUCAGGGACUUUUGCUCUCCCUCUCCUGAAUUCUGUUGCCCUGGCUGUAGCAUUAAAACUCAAAGCAGACACAGGAAAACAGCCACUGGAUCUACGGCUGAUUGUCCUGAUUUCUGGGUCUGUCUUCCUCUUUGGCUGGUUUGUUAUACAGAUCUCUGCAUACUGGUUGGAGAAAAAGACAACAAGAAUAAAAGAAGAAUUCGCCCAUCUUCGGAGACCCAAAAAUUCUAAGCGUGACCAGGGAUCACAUGACAAUGAGGAGACUGUUGCAUUGUCCCCCACCGUUGCCAAUGGACCAAACACAGAGGAGGGAUCACAUCAGAAUCAGGAGGUGGAGGCAUCAUCACCUGCUGAUCACAAUGAACCAAACCCAGAGGAGGUAUUACUGGGGGAGAAGAACACAGAAGGCUGAAGGAUCUAUAGAGUUUUAUUCUAUAUUGUUUUUCUACGGUCUCAAGUUUUCCAGAUCUUGUUGGAUCACCAAAUUCCUGGGUUAGCGGUCACCAGAUUAUGGAGGAUCUGUUACAAUCCAUUUUAUCUAAGGAGUUGAGCCACUUUGCUGGGUAGCAGAUAAGCUUUUCUAGGACCAGCUGCACAUGCAUAUAAGCUGAUGUUCAUCUACAGAGCAGCACCCUGGGAAGGACCAUUAUGCUGUAUCUAUAGUCAGUCACCUGAGGAUAAAGUCACCUGUGAAGAUCAAUACAGGGUCCUUCAUGUCAUCCUGUUUCUUCUGAACUGAACUCUGUAUUAUGCUGUUGUUACAUGGAACUUUUCACCAUUUUAUAUCUGCCUCAGAAUAUCUGUUUACCACACAAGCUUAUAUAGUUCAUUUCAAGAGACGUUGUUUACUUAUUUUAAGGACAGCCUUCUAAAAGCAUUUCUAUGCAGAUAUUUAAAUAUGAUGAUUAUCUGACUCACCUUUGCAGUGUUGUUUGCACUGUUCAAAUGUACAGUGUUAUUACCAGUAUUCUGAGUAAAUCCAGAAACCUUAAGUAUUUGUGUAUCAUAUGAUGAUUAUAUGACUUACCUUUCCAGUGUUGUUUGCAGUGUUGAAAUGUACAGUGUUAUUACCAAUAUUCUGAAUAAAUCCUCCCUGCUCACA